Molecule: messenger RNA, 1110 nt
Organism: Spinacia oleracea (spinach)
Lineage: Eukaryota; Viridiplantae; Streptophyta; Magnoliopsida; Caryophyllales; Amaranthaceae
Exons: 2
Coding region: 1-1110 (369 amino acids)
Source: RefSeq, a predicted model, not a curated record
AUGAAUAUCUCAUCCUGGAAUGUAAGGGGAAUGAAUGACCCCUCAAAGAUAGUAGAGUUGAAGAAGUACUUAAGCAAUAAUAGAGUGAAUCUGGUAGCUUUUGUUGAAACUAGAGUUAAAGAAAAUAAUUGUACAAAGGUGCAAAAGAAUUUUGGAGGUGCUUGGAGUUGGGAGGUGAUUCAUGGGUUUAUUACUGCAAAGAAUGGUCAGUUCUCUACAAGCUUUAUAGGUGUCUAUGGUCUACAUUCCAUUGAAAAUAGAAAACCAAUGUGGGUUGAUCUUUGUAGUUUGAAGAACUCUAUUACUAGACCAUGGCUGGUAAUGAGAGAUUUUAAAGUUGUCCUGUUGUCAGGUGAUAGAAUAAAUGACACUGCUGUCAAUAAUAAUGAAACUAGAGAAUUUGAAGAGUGUGUUAAUUCUACUGAUCUCACUGAACUCAAGACCUUUGGUCAGUUCUUCUCCUGGACUAACAAAGGGCAAGGUAACCUGAGGAUUUGUUCAAGAAUUGAUAGGGCUUUUGAAAACCCUGAUUGGCAUAGCAAAUAUGUAGAUUCAAUAGUGGAAUAUCUUAAUCCUGGUUUAUCUGAUCAUACCCCACUCAUCAUGAGAUACAAAGUCAAUAUGCAUCAAGGAGGGAGACCCUUCAAUUUUUUUAAUUACAUGGCAUAUCAUAAAGAUUUUUUGAAGAUUGUGCAAGAAAGGUGGCAGGCUGAAGUCCAGGGGACUGCUAUGUUUAGAAUCUGGAGUACGUUGAAAGGCAUUAAAGCAGGACUCAAAACUUUGCAUCAACAGGAAUUUGCUGGAUUAGAAGAGAGAAUUGAAACUAUGAGAGCUGACUUAAAUCUAAUCCAAAGUCAACUAGCUAUUGAUCACACUGAUAGCCAACUGCAGGAUGAUGAGAAAGAAAUGAGUUCCAAACUGAAGAAGUUUCUUCUAAUCCAGGAGAGUGCAUUCAAACAAAAAUCAAGAAUUCAAUGGCUCAAACUGGGUGACUCAAACUCCAAGUUCUUCUUCAGUGCUAUGAAGGAGAGGAAUCCCAGAAAUAGUAUUGAUGAGUUGUUUGAUAGUGCAGGCCAGAAACUGAGUACCAAUAAAGAGAUUACAGAAUAA